UCAUUCACUGGCCAACAACUCCUAAAGAUACUCGGCCGGAAUCUUCCUAAUUGAAGGUGCGUUUCGGUGGACUUGUCUCACCCACGGGGAGCCUAUAUACUCUUGAAGGGAAAUUUCACGCGGGAGCUCCGAUCGGUUUUCAAUCAUACCAUUGUCUCCCCGAUUCGAGUCUCACGGUAUGUGACAUCAGAAAUCGUACAGCAGUGUCUUCGGGGUUCGCCGGGAUUCCCGUGAAAGCAAACCGCGGCAUCAGCAGGAUCCGAUUGAAUUAGAUUAGUCUGAAAAGAUCUUGCGCUCGACCCAUUGGCUCAAAAUGUUGAGAACCCUCCCGAGAUUGACUCAAAUCGUAUCGAACCUGGCUCCCGCUCUGAUAUCCACUCGAGGACGGGAAUCAUCUUCGAAGACUUCGAAGGAAGAUGUAACCGCCUCUCAAGUCAGCGAGCGAAAACGCAGGUCGAAUCACGACGCUAUCUACAUUUCUGAUCCCGACGUGGCGAGCAUUGUAGCCGAAGAACUCAGAGGGGAUAUCGCCGCCGGGAGGCUCAUCCUUGAAGCGAACCCGGGACCUGGGAUUCUUUCGAAGCAGUUACUAAACUCCGGCGUGCAGCGAUUAUUCCUCUGUGAGCCAACAUGGUCGGCCUUCUACAAUGAUGUGGAACAGAUUCGGGCCGAGAACCCAGACCGCGUGGAACUGCUAAGCGAAAAUUUAGUACGAAUGGCGUCCUUGGCGCGCUUCGACCUCAUCCACGGCUCGAAUCGGCUCGGUCAUUGCUUCCAAACGAUCAAUCACGUGAGCGGCUCCGAUAACCCGAAAAUCACUAUGGUUCUAUCUGUGCCGCGGGCUCGACAGCGGAGAUUCCUCUUGAGCCUGCUACAUUCAUACGCAGCAAGAUCGCUGAUAUUCUCGGUGUCCGACGUCGAGUUCCUUAUGUUUUUGAGUGAGGACGAAUACUCCCAAAUGUUUGCAUGCCGGCGAAUGAAGGCGAGGCCGGCACCGCUGCUUUUCCACAUGUUCUUCAAUCAUCAAUGCUUGGCCUCUGUCGGUGGUGAGGCGUUUCGAUUCAACUCAGAUCGGGAUCUCAUGAGCUCGAAGACGAAGAAACGAUCUGUUAUGAAGCUCGUGAGACUGAGCCCGAGCAACGAGUUCCUCAGUAGGUUCGAUGCACCGGAGAGAGUGGAAGAAUUUUCCUUUUUUGUACGACAAGCCUUCACGAGGGGUGCGACUCUCUUGUACCUAAAUGAGCUGAUUCCGAAUGCGGCUCGGGACGUACUCUUAAAGACUAGAUGGAGUCGGAAGGAGCUGACUCAUCUAAACGUGAACACCAAACUCUACUCCCUGGCUCCGACAGAGCUUCUUAGGUUAUUCGAGCUUCUUUCCGAGAAUCCCCUAUUUCCGCAAUGUCCGUUGGCCACUGCCCAUGAACAGGACAGUCGAACGUUGUAG
Galendromus occidentalis (western predatory mite) is the source of this 1444-nucleotide messenger RNA. RefSeq names its product dimethyladenosine transferase 2, mitochondrial. Gene Ontology annotation, cellular component: mitochondrial matrix. NCBI's taxonomy places the organism in Eukaryota, Metazoa, Arthropoda, Arachnida, Mesostigmata, Phytoseiidae. The record is from RefSeq and is a predicted model, not a curated record. Gene Ontology annotation, molecular function: mitochondrial transcription factor activity; rRNA (adenine-N6,N6-)-dimethyltransferase activity. Bases 314 to 1444 code for a protein of 376 amino acids. Gene Ontology annotation, biological process: rRNA methylation; transcription initiation at mitochondrial promoter. The transcript is spliced from 2 exons.